Cladophialophora bantiana CBS 173.52 is the source of this 795-nucleotide messenger RNA. RefSeq lists its product as uncharacterized. The record is from RefSeq and is a predicted model, not a curated record. Gene Ontology annotation, biological process: RNA splicing. Lineage: Eukaryota; Fungi; Ascomycota; Eurotiomycetes; Chaetothyriales; Herpotrichiellaceae. The transcript has 2 exons. Gene Ontology annotation, cellular component: precatalytic spliceosome. Bases 1 to 795 code for a protein of 264 amino acids.
AUGGAGGAACGUCCUGCAAAGCGCACAAAGCGCACAACCAGCGCCGCCAUGUGGGAUGAGGACGGGAAGUCGAGCUCGCGGCCUAGUUCGAGUGGAAAGGACCACAAACAGAGGCCACGCGAUGACAGGGACGAAGACCGUCGCGGACCCAGAAGAGACGGCGAGCGGAGAAAGAGAUCGAAGUCGCGAGACACCCCUGACAGACGGAAAGAGCGGAGCAGAUCUCAAGAGAAGCCGCCGCGUGAUCGAGACCGCGAUCGCGACAGGAACAGGGACAAGGAACGUGAGCGUGAACGAGAGCGAGACAGAGGUGGACGGGACCGAGAUGUCAACGGCCACAGCCGGCGAGAGCGGAGCAGAAGUCGUGACAGGAAUCGAGAUUCUAAAGAUCGCCGAGCCGAACGCCCACAUCGACGCUCCCGAUCACGCUCACCAGCCAGGAAUAGUGGUCGCGACCCUGUACGCACACGCUCCCCUCUUCGACGGAGUGAUCAUGAUCGGGCCAGGCCUCGGGACCGGAACAAGCCCGACGAUGAAGGGCCAAGAGCACCGAAACCGAGAGAGGCAGAGAUUGCGGACAACCCUGUAGCUAACGGUGAUGCUAUGGCUGUUGAUGAAGAUGAUGAAGACGCUCUUCUGAAAAAGUUGAUGGGUUUUACCACGUUCAAGUCGACGCAGAAUACGAAGGUGCCAGGGAACCAGAUUUACGGCGUGAGGAAGGAGAAGAAGACGACAUAUCGACAAUACAUGAACCGCGUUGGUGGAUUCAAUAGACCUUUGAGUCCGUCGAGAUGA